Molecule: messenger RNA, 1290 nt
Organism: Pteronotus mesoamericanus
Lineage: Eukaryota; Metazoa; Chordata; Mammalia; Chiroptera; Mormoopidae
Gene: SSTR3
Product: somatostatin receptor 3
Exons: 1
Coding region: 1-1290 (429 amino acids)
Biological process (GO): neuropeptide signaling pathway
Cellular component (GO): plasma membrane; neuron projection
Molecular function (GO): neuropeptide binding; somatostatin receptor activity
Source: RefSeq, a predicted model, not a curated record
AUGGACACCCCUGGCUAUCCCCCAUCGGUGUCCGCAACCUCGGAACCCGGGAACACCUCCUCGGCCUGGCUCCUGGAUGCCACCCUAGGAAACGUGUCUGUGGUCCCGAGCACGGCCGGGCUGGCCGUCCGUGGGGUCCUGAUCCCACUGGUCUACCUGGUGGUGUGUGUGGUGGGCCUGCUGGGCAACUCACUGGUGAUCUACGUGGUCCUGCGGCACACAGCCAGCUCGUCGGUCACCAAUGUCUACAUCCUCAACCUGGCGCUGGCUGACGAGCUCUUCAUGCUGGGGCUGCCCUUCCUGGCGGCCCAGAACGCCCUGUCCUACUGGCCCUUUGGCUCCCUCAUGUGCCGCCUGGUCAUGGCCCUGGACGGCAUCAACCAGUUCACCAGCAUCUUCUGCCUCACGGUCAUGAGUGUGGACCGCUACCUGGCGGUGGUGCAUCCCACCCGCUCGGCCCGCUGGCGCACAGCGCCCGUGGCCCGCACGGUCAGUGCGGCCGUCUGGGUAGCCUCUGCUGUAGUGGUGCUGCCCGUGGUGGUCUUCUCAGGGGUGCCCCGGGGCAUGAGCACCUGCCACAUGCAGUGGCCCGAGCCGGCGGCCGCCUGGCGGGCCGGCUUCAUCAUCUACACGGCCGCGCUGGGCUUCUUUGGGCCACUUCUGGUCAUCUGCCUCUGCUACCUGCUCAUUGUGGUCAAGAUGCGCUCAGCAGGGCGGCGGGUGUGGGCCCCCUCGUGCCAGCGCCGGCGGCGCUCCGAGCGCAGGGUCACGCGCAUGGUGGUGGCCGUGGUGGUACUCUUCGUCCUCUGCUGGAUGCCCUUCUACGUGCUCAACAUCGUCAACGUGGUGUGUCCGCUGCCCGAGGAACCCGCCUUCUUCGGCCUCUACUUCCUGGUGGUGGCGCUGCCCUACGCCAACAGCUGUGCCAACCCCAUCCUGUACGGCUUCCUCUCCUACCGCUUCAAGCAGGGCUUCCGCCGGGUCCUGCUUCGGCCUUCCCGCCGCGUGCGAAGCCAGGAGCCCCCUGCUGGGCCUCCAGAGAAGACCGAGGAGGAGGAGGAGGAGGAGGAAGAGGACGGGGAGGAAGGUGCGAAGGAGGUUGGGAGGAAGCGGGCAAGGAAGCAGGGGAAAGAGAAGCAGAUGAAUGGCCGGGUCAGUCAGAUCACACAGCCUGGCACCAGCAGGCAGGAGCUGCUGCCCAGCCACGUGGCCGGCAAGGAACAGCAGUUCCUACCCCAAGAGCCCUCGGCUGGGGACAAGUCGGGCGCAUUGCACAUCAGCUGUGUGUAG